Molecule: messenger RNA, 1170 nt
Organism: Penicillium alfredii
Lineage: Eukaryota; Fungi; Ascomycota; Eurotiomycetes; Eurotiales; Aspergillaceae
Exons: 2
Coding region: 1-1170 (389 amino acids)
Biological process (GO): lipid metabolic process
Molecular function (GO): phosphoric diester hydrolase activity
Source: RefSeq, a predicted model, not a curated record
AUGGCGUCGGGUGUUGGCGAGUCUAAUUCCGUCUACAACGUCAAGGGAAGACGAUGUCCUGCCGUUGCUAGAAGAAGACUCAUUACCGCGCAGAAGAAGAGCACGUCGAACUCUGUCCCGAUUAUCGCGCUGGCCGGUGCGUGCGCUGUUGGGGUUCUUGAUCAUGCUCACUGGAUACACGGCGACCACGCAGACACCCAGGACGACUUGCAUUGGCCCACCGAUAUCUCGCGCGACAUCGUCCCUGUGGGCUGCCACUCGCACAAUGACUACUGGCGGCCGGUGCCACUGUACUCGGCGCUGCAAGCCGGCUGCAUUGGCGUCGAGGCCGACGUCUGGCUCUUCGACGACGAGCUCUACGUCGGCCACACCGCGUCAUCUCUGACGCCGCAGCGCACUCUGCGGUCCAUGUACGUUGACCCGCUGGUAGUCAUACUCGAGCGCCAGAACCCCAUCACAAAAUUCCAGCUCACUAUCGCUCGUCCUCCGCGCGGUGUCUUCGACGCCGACCCUGGCCAGUCCCUCAUCCUCCUGGUCGAUUUCAAGACCGAUGGCGCCGCGACCUGGCCAGCCGUCAUCCAACAGCUGGCUCCGCUGCGAGACCGCGGCUAUCUGACCCAUUUCAAUGGCCGGGAUAUUGUCCCUGGCCCCGUCACCGUGGUUGGCACCGGAAACACACCAUUCGAUCUCGUCACGGCCAACUCCUCCUACCGAGAUAUUUUCUUCGAUGCCCCGCUCGAUAAGCUCGUCGACGAGGAGUCCUACACUCAAAACCCUGGCUCCGGACACUCCGAGUUGCAUUUCUCCCGCACAAAGCGAUCUAAUGGCCUUGGCCAAGGGUUGUCUGGUAUGCCGGUCACCAUCACGGCGGACACCUUCAACGUCACCAACAGCUUUUAUGCGUCCGUGUCAUUCAAGAAAGCUAUUGGUUUUCCCUGGCCGUUCCAUUUCACCCAACGCCAGAUUGAUCUCAUCCGCGCCCAGGUCCGUGUCGCCCAUCGCCAUGGUUUGAAAGUGCGGUACUGGUCGCUGCCUGGCUGGCCUCGGGGCCUGCGCAACCAUAUCUGGAGGGUGCUGGCGCAGGAAGGUGUAGAUAUUCUGAACGUUGAUGAUCUCGUCGGGGCAACUAAGGGCGACUGGAAGACGAGGAUCUUUGACUGGUGGAUUUGA